GAUAUUUGGCGAAGUUUUUAUCAAUGUUAAGGGACUUGAAAGCCUUCCGGCUCUCUUACCGACCAUAGUAUUGCAAAAUUCUGGCACCUUCUCAAUAUAGGAAAAUAAAUUUGAGAAACGAUGGUCUCACUUAAGUACGCUGAAAUUCGGAUCGAGAGAUUUUGUGGCUGGGGUCAAACUCCUGUUCUGUUUUUGGGCAGGGCAAUAUCUUCCUUCUGCGUGCAAAUGGACUCUAGACGCAGCAGUUGAGCAGGAGGGGAGGGGGGUAGGGGAAGGCAGAAACUUGUGAUGGACAAACCAAUAUCUUAGAAGAGUAGCAAGAAACUAGCUUUAGCUUAAGCGAGGCUCUAAAACUUACUAUUCCUGCCAGUCCAUCCCUAAAAAAAUUAUGUUUGAUUGUUGCAGUCAACAUAUCCGUUUCUUUCUAUUUUUAAGUACGUUAGUUUAAAAUGCGUUAUUAGCACCGAGCGAACAUCAAAAAAACGUCUGCCAAAGUAUAUUUUGCCACCCACCUAGGUUUUUUUAUUAUUAUUAUUAUUGUUUGGCUCUCCAAAAUUAGUACGUAUGAUUAAAAGGAUCUCCAGACUUCAAAUUACCAACUGCUGUUUUUUGUUACUUGAUUAAGGAGCGUGGGGCGAUUUUAAAGAGCCUCCAGCUGCUGAGAUUGUAAUGAUAAAACUUUUGGAGAAAACUGUUUUCCGAUUAAUCGAGUGCAUUGUUGCUUUUGACAAUUUAACAUUUCUUGCCGCCACGAAAUGUGAUAAAUUUUUAGGUAUAAAUAAAUGGGCCAGUUGACUGGGCGUAGUUAAAUGAUAUGGGACUUGUUUAGUAAAAAGCGACGCCAAACAGAUAAAGAUGGUACAGGUCACCUCUUUUCAGGAUUAAGCGAGCUAACAUGGAGCCAAACUUGACUACAAAUGACACACAGUACGAAGCGUUGCAAGAGGGGCGACCGUGCUUCAUCUCUGAAUUUCCACGUUCUGUCCAAUCCCAAUUUAGUCAUUAUUCUAGCUUGGUGCUUACCCCUGCCACAACCAUAUUAGGUCUGUGGUGUUUCCUGUCAAACGGGUUGGUCCUGGUCACAAUUCUGAGGGGUGGACUUCGAUUCCGCCCGGGGUUUCUGUAUCUUUGCAGCUUGACGUUGACUGACGUUCUGUGGGGUGGGGUAGUAACACCGUUGUACAUUAGAUUCAGAAUCGAGGAGCUGAUCGCCGGUGAAGCGUGUUUCAAUCGCAGUGAUUGGGACUCGCCUGUUAUGGUGGUUUCUUUCUUUUUAUGCCUGUUUGCUAUGGUGGGAACCCUUGGAGUCAUGAGUGUGGAUAGAUACUUAGCCGUCAUUAAACCAUGGUGGUACAAAGCUGCCAUGAAGAUGCAGUACGCCAUUACUGCUUCUUUUGCGGUGUGGGUGACGUCCAUUUUUUUAGUUGUUCUGAGGCAGGUAAAGUUGUUUCCUAGGAGGGUUGUUGAGACAUUUGAAGGCGGAUACGUCAUUUGCUUCUCCACGAUUGUAAUUGCCAUCCAGUUGUGUACUCUGGCUGCUCUCCGCAAGCACAACAAUGCCGUUGCACAGAAAAUGGAAGAAAGCUCUCGGGUGAAUCCAAAUUUAGCUUCUCAAGAAAUCGAACGGCAGUUGGCGGCGACUACUCGUCACGUGGUUAGUCUUCUGGGGUUAUGCAUCAUACCUAUUGCCAUUUUAGUGGGUUUAUCAAACGUACUUCAAAGGGAAUUCGUUCUAUUUGUAGAGCCCUUUUACUUUCCAGUGGCAAGUCUUUGUUCGAGUAUGAAUCCUGUGCUGUACUACAAAGGAAAUUCAGUCAUAAGAGAGGGAAUCAAAAAACUCGUUAAUUGUCACAGUCUUAAGUGUUUUGAUUCGCAGAACGAGUAAUAAGUAAACCUUGACAUUCUUCUCUCAAAUAAUUGGUUUCGAAUGUUUGAAACAUUCGUUUGUUAUUUCUUCGAACGUUUUCUAACGCAACUCGCUAAAUAUCCCGGCGUAUUAUAGGUUGAACUGUCGGAUAUGGAGUUCAUAUUCACUGAGCCUGAUGUGAAUGAUUGUCUUUGUAUAAUUGCACAAAAACUUUUGCGGGAUUCUUUGACAAACCCGUUUAUGUUAAAACUAUGUGUAAAUAAAGAAGGCAGUGUGCAUAUAUCUUACAAAAUUUUUGAUCACUCGUAUCGAGAUAAACAACCAGUUUCCAUAAUCAAUCUAAUCAGCAAAAACUUCUUAUCUUACUUUUGAAAAGUGUUCCACAAAACCUGUUGGAUUCUGUGCUCUUCGAAAUUGAAUUUCUUCUAUCGUGUUUAUCACUUCCUCGGUAAUUUUGACAAAAUGCAAAGCAGCUAUUUUAUCACCCCUACUAUAAUCACCUCACGAGAUAUAAUGCAAACCGCGACUAAUCACAGCGCGAGAAUCUAUUUUAUCCACCGCAUGGAACCUGGAAGCGAUUGAUUGAAAUUAGAACAUGCACGACUCCUUAAUGCCGCGUUCGUCGGCGCAUGUACUUAAGUUUGCUGACAUAUAUCUGCCUUAGCUUCUCAUUGGCUCUUUGGUUUCUAGAUUUGUUCUAAAUUGCCGUUUAAAUUAUUUUGGUUUAAGUUUAACGACACUUCAACAUACUGUACAGCUAAACAGGGCAAUAACUUUACCAAAAGUUACCGUCAAAUGAGAGCUUUAUUAGAUGUUAGAAAAUGUAAAAACAAUGUAAUAAAUUACCGUAAAUAAUGCUAUCUAAAUAAAGAAAAACUUUCACUUCGAUUUCAAUAUUUAACUUGACUUUCUUUCAUAUAACAUAACAAAUACUAGCGACUAGUCAUGUGACGUUCU
Messenger RNA from Pocillopora damicornis (cauliflower coral), 2824 nucleotides. Its product is annotated as cannabinoid receptor 1. Gene Ontology annotation, molecular function: G protein-coupled receptor activity. Lineage: Eukaryota; Metazoa; Cnidaria; Anthozoa; Scleractinia; Pocilloporidae. Gene Ontology annotation, biological process: G protein-coupled receptor signaling pathway. The record is from RefSeq and is a predicted model, not a curated record. Gene Ontology annotation, cellular component: membrane.